Messenger RNA from Choloepus didactylus (southern two-toed sloth), 1480 nucleotides. RefSeq names its product zinc finger GATA like protein 1 (gene ZGLP1). The coding region runs from base 1 to 1467 and encodes 488 amino acids. Lineage: Eukaryota; Metazoa; Chordata; Mammalia; Pilosa; Megalonychidae. The transcript has 6 exons. Gene Ontology annotation, molecular function: sequence-specific DNA binding; zinc ion binding. The record is from RefSeq and is a predicted model, not a curated record. Gene Ontology annotation, biological process: oocyte development; spermatogenesis; regulation of transcription by RNA polymerase II. Gene Ontology annotation, cellular component: nucleus.
AUGCGGGGCCCGGGCAGGACCCCAGCUGGGGUGGCCUCUCCCAAUCCCCCAAGAAUCAGGGAGACCUUGGCAGUGGAAUCUAGGGGAAGCCACAAUAAAACUCUCUCCCUGGCCUGCAGCCUCCUGCGUGUCCUGGGUGGGGGGGGUUACAAGCACAUCCGACGUGACCCCAACUCCUCCUCUGCAAGCCAGUGCUGGGUGCGGCCGGGGAUGGGGGGCCGGAGCCUGGGACCCCCGCUUCCUUGGGGAGAGGGGGAGAGGCCGAGCACGGCGGAAGGGCCCACGUGGGGCAGCGUGGCCAGGCCCCGCCCCCGCCCACAGCGGCGGAGGGAUUUGAGGGGUCGAGGCCGGCCUGGAGGGGCGAGAGGGUCACCUGAGGACAGCCGGAGGGGCGCGGGCCCCCAUCGCGAGGGCUGGGAGAGGCGUGCUCAGCGCCCCCCAACUCCGCUGCCAGAAGCGCCCCCCACCCACCCCGCAGGCCCCGCCCCGCGCCCAGCAAUCCGGGGAACCUGCCUGGGGAGGGGGCACGCAGCCAGCAAGGGGCAGGGGUCAGUUGAGAGCCUAGCCCUGUUGGAGCCCUGCAGGGGCAUCCCCCAGGGCUCAACCCAGGGAACAGGGGUGACCACGCUGCCCUUUGUCCCCAGGUCCCCCUGGCCUGCACUCCAGGCCUCUGUCACUGCCCCGCGAUUCGUCCCAGAGAGAGCCGAGAGGCUGGCCCGGCCCCCAACCCGGGACUCCCGGGGGAUCCUCAGCCCCCCACCUCCCACCAGGGACAUCAAGAACAUGUUGACUCCCGUCAACCUGCAGUGUCGCGGCCUGAGGCUCCCAGGGGCGCCCCCAGGGGCUCCCCCAGCCCCCUCGUGCCCACCCCAGAAGAGGCACCAUCGGAAGCAGCCACACCCCUGCCAGGGCUCCGAGAAAGGGGACCCCGGGUUCGAGGGGGUGACCCUGAAAUUUCAGAUCAAGCCAGAUGCCAGCCUACAGAUCCUACCCAGCUACAGCCUGGCCUGCAGCAGCGGCUCUCUGGGGGGUCCCGCAGCACCCACCGGUGUCCCCGAAGCCAGCCAAGCGGGCAGCGAGGCACUGGGGCCCCGGCGCUGUGCUUCCUGUAAGACCGAGAGGACGCCACUCUGGAGGGAUGCCGAAGAUGGGACCCCACUCUGCAAUGCGUGUGGUAUCAGGUACAAGAAAUAUGGCACCCGGUGCUCGGGCUGCUGGCUGGUGCCCCGGAAAAGCGUCCAGCCCAAGAGGCUCUGUGGCAGAUGUGGGGUGUCCCUGGGCCCCCCACAAGACGCAGUUGAGGAAGGUGCUCCCAGGGGGAAGACUCAGGCCUCAGGACCCAGAGCUCCUCAGGGAGAAGAAAGAGCCCUGGGCCCUGUCUCGGGAGCCCACAGGCCCCCUUCUCCUCAGCCCCUGCUCCAGCCGGGCCUGGCCGGGCCCCCCCUCAGGAAGUGUUCUCUGCGGUGAUCAUCGGUGUGUU